AUGGCGCAGACUUGGUUCCAUGCCAUGACCAGCAGCGGCAGCCUGGAGAUGUACAUGAAGAACCUCGAGUUCCAUGUUUCCAUGGAGGCUGCCAUCAAGGACCAGAUCAAGCACGUUGGCCGAAAGGUUGGUGUGGAUUGGUCUGCGAAGCUGCAGAAGCCAAAGACAAGCAUGGUGGCGUACAGCUUGCUGACGAGCAAGGUUUUUUCCAUCAUUUCUCUGUCUGUGGAGGCUAUGCAGGGCCGAGUCGAGGAUCGCACAGUCAUCCUGACCAAUUCUGGCACCAUGAAGGUGCCACAGCUGGAUUUCAGCGAGUGUAGCUGGGCCAACAUCGAGGUGUCAAAGGUCAAGCUGGACGUGGUGUGCGUUCCGAUCGAUGAUCCGAAGAGUACGGUGUACACAUGGUACAUGGCUGGCUCAGCGGAGACGCGGCGUGUGGAGACUUUGCUCAAGAGGUACAUGCUCAAGGUGUUUGGGCGCAAUGAGGGGCCCGUCGGGAAGUUCAUCCACAUCGAGAAGUCGCCCAUUGCGGCCUUUUGGUAUGCUCCCGGGGACCAGCUGCCGCCAAGCACUGGCACGGUGCAAGUGAGCGUGAUGAUGACAACGUUAACGACCAAGCGCCAGGCUGAGGUGAUGAGCGAGGUGGACACCGAGUCCCGUGCCAAGCGCAUGAAGAAGCUCAGUGCAGACAUGGGCAAUCACAUGGACGAGCUUCGAUGGUUCCUCUACGAGUACGGCGAUGCUCGCAAGGAUGCUGCUGGGAAGGUCGACAACUCUGCCGAGGAAACUGCGCUGCUGCGAGAUGCCAAGACAAUGGUGAAAAUCAUGGAUGAGACGAUGGGCGGAGCCGGCAAUGUGGCAGCAGGCGCGGCGACCCGCGGAGACGGCACGGCGAGCGCGGCGAGCGUGGAGAGCGCGGCGAGCGUGGCAAACGAGUCGGAGAACGGAGCUGAGUGA
This is a messenger RNA of Symbiodinium natans, 957 nucleotides long. Lineage: Eukaryota; Dinophyceae; Suessiales; Symbiodiniaceae. The record is from the annotation of a GenBank genome assembly.